Molecule: messenger RNA, 1975 nt
Organism: Funneliformis mosseae
Lineage: Eukaryota; Fungi; Glomeromycota; Glomeromycetes; Glomerales; Glomeraceae
Source: the annotation of a GenBank genome assembly
AUGGAUAAAAACAAAAGUGAACUACCUAAUUCGAAUUCCGAUUUACCUCCUAAAGACAAGAAUUUUGUUGAUAAUAAUGUUACUGUAACCUCUACUGGACCACAACCUACUGCUGAUUCUCCACCUGAGGAUGCAAAUGAAGAACCAGGGCGACCAACUAGUAAUUCUGGAGAAGAUUUAAGAAAUCAAGGCGAUUCUACAUCACAAAAUAAUGACAAGAUUCACAAUGAAAAGAGAAAUUCAUCAUCCACUUUUUUUUCCAGUCUAAAAAAAAUUAUAAUGGGUAAAGAAGUUCCAGAUGAUGGUGAAACCGUAGAAAUCAUAUUUCGUGUGCAUUUACCUAAGGUUCGCAGCGGGGAACCUGUUGUGGUUGGUAGUAUAGAGGAACUUGGUAAUUGGAAAAAACCCAAAGUUAAACUUAAACAAUAUAAAAAAGGUUGGAAUUAUUCAUCUGAUUCAUCUUAUUGGUAUUCAGAACCAAUUCGUAUCCCGAUCAAAAGAUUUAAAGAGACUGUUGAAUAUAAGUAUGCAGUAUAUUUUUCAAACGGCGACUUACAAUUUGAAGGGCAUGGCAAGCAUGACAAUCGUGGACUAGAAAUUCAGUGUCAAAUAUUUGAUAUUUGGAAUAAUAAUUACUUUCACAGAAUUGAUAGAAUCACCGAUUAUAUGUUCUUAGACAUCAUUUAUGAAUCCGCAACUUUAGAAAACAUCAAGGAUGAUAUUUUAGAUUAUGAUAAUAUCCUAAAACAGCAUCGCGAAUUAACUUUAUCCGUAACGAAUAUACCAUUUAUUAGCAAACGUUUAUCGGAUACUUCUAUUGGUAAACGUCUUUUCUUAUGCUUUCUUUUAGGACAUUGUCCUAAUAAGUACGGAAAAUAUGAAUUGCCAAGAGAUUUUCAAUCUAAUACUUUGCUUCAAGCUCUCUUUACAAUUGAUUCUGAAAAAUUUCCAAAGGAUAAUUGGCAUGUUGUAUUAAAGGGACUUGAUCUUUUAAUUCAUCACAAUAUUAAUAAUGGGUCACACGUAUGGCUCGAAAUCUUUAAAAUUGCACGUAAAAUCGAUCCUCAAUAUAAUUUCAUCGAAACCAUAACUUUUGCUAAAUGUAAUGAUGACAGAUAUAUCAAAACUUGUUUUGAAAUUGUGCUAUCACAUGAAAUGGAUGAAAAUAAUCAUGUGAAAAUUAUCAAGUGGUUGAUGAGCCAAUGUAAAAAUGUGAAAAUCUUAUCAUUCGUUUGGCGAUCUUCAAAUAGAAAUGACGAGCAACUUCGACAAUAUUUGAUAGAAAAUAUUAAAAAAAUUAUAUCUAAAGAUGAUGCCGAUAAUUUACAUAGAAAUUUUAAAGAGCUUCCUGAUGAAAUUAGAGAUAAAGCCUCUGGCCUAUUUAGGAAAAGAGCACUUGACAUAUUAAAAAAUGCUCGUCGUGCUGUUUUGAAUAAAUCCAGUUACCAAUCGAUUUUUGAUCUUUUAAAUUCUGCAAAACUACGGUGGACAAAAGAAGAAUAUAUUGUUGUGUUGGAAAUAGUGUCGACCUUAGAAGAUUAUCAGCUAUCAAGCGUGUUUCCAUCAUUAUUGGAAAAUUGGAUUCAAAUGUCAAAAGAAAUUGAUAAUAAAAUAGCUCGAAUAUGUACUCAAUGGUAUAAAAAGCUUUUGAAUUUAAUGGAUCGAAAGUCUCAGUCAUCAUCUCAUUUAAUGGAUCAUAAAGAAGAAUACGUGACCGCAAUUUUUGAGAAAUUUUCAAACAUCUGUACAAUAGUAAAUGAACAAUCAAUAUUGGAUGACUUAAUGGAAAUAACGAUCAAUCGUAUUAGACAGUCUUCAGAAACAUCAAUUUUCUCUGCCACAACUAAAAUUGUAAACUUAAGAUCAGAAGCGGUACAUGUAUUUACAAAAGUUAUUAAAGAAAAAAUUGAUUCAAUGGAAUUAAAUCGCGAUAAAUAUUUAUUAAAGAAAAUGCAAGCUAUUUGUGGUUGUACUG